AUGAAAGAAAUAAAUUCUGUAUUGAUUAUAGGUGGUGCUGGUUUCCUCGGUUUACAUCUAAUCCAGAAAUUUUACGACAUUGAACCAAGACCGAAAAUUUGUGUGUUCGACGUGAGGCCAUUACCUGACAGGUUAUCAAAGCAAUUCAAUUUCAAGCCCGAAGAUAUUGAAUGUUAUGAAGGUGAUUUAACGUCUCCUGAGGACGUCGAAGAGGCACUUAAAAUCAGUGGUGCCAAUGUCGUCGUCCAUGCUGCUUCGCCAAUGCAUGGAGCUGCCAGUGAUAUCUAUCAGAAAGUGAACGUUCAAGGAACAAGAAAUGUUAUUGAUAUUUGUAAGAAGAUGAACAUCGAUGCUCUGGUAUAUACUUCUUCAGCAGGUGUUAUAUUCAAUGGAGAAGAUUUACAUAAUGCUGAUGAAACCUGGCCCAUCCCAGAGGUACCAAUGGAUGCUUAUAAUGAAACGAAGGCGAUUGCAGAAGAUAUGGUAUUAAAGGCAAACGAUCCAGCUAAUGGAUUUUUGACAAUAUCUUUACGUCCAGCAGGUAUUUUCGGUCCAGGAGAUCGUCAAUUGGUUCCAGGUUUGAGGACUGUCGCUAAAUUGGGUCAAUCAAAAUUUCAAAUUGGUGAUAAUAACAAUUUAUUCGAUUGGACCUAUGCAGGUAAUGUGGCUGAUGCACAUGUACUUGCUGCACAAAAGUUACUUGAUCCAGAGUCCGUCUCAAAAGUCUCAGGUGAAGCUUUCUUUAUAACGAAUGACACACCAACUUACUUCUGGGCUCUGGCACGUACGGUUUGGAAAGCAGACGGCCAUAUUGAAAAACAUACUAUUGUCUUAAAGAGACCAUUGGCAAUUUUUGCAGGAUACUUAUCAGAAUUUUUCUCCAAGUUACUGGGCAAAGAGCCUGGUUUAACACCAUUCCGUGUAAAAAUUGUUUGUGCAUAUCGUUACCAUAACAUAUCUAAAGCCAAGAAAUUAUUGGGUUAUGAACCACAAGUACAGAUCGAAGAAGGUAUUAGAAGAACCCUUGCGUGGAUGGAUGAAGGGUUCUAA
Messenger RNA from Kazachstania africana CBS 2517, 1050 nucleotides. RefSeq names its product sterol-4-alpha-carboxylate 3-dehydrogenase (decarboxylating) (gene ERG26). Gene Ontology annotation, molecular function: 3-beta-hydroxy-Delta5-steroid dehydrogenase (NAD+) activity. The transcript has a single exon. Bases 1 to 1050 code for a protein of 349 amino acids. Gene Ontology annotation, biological process: steroid biosynthetic process. The record is from RefSeq and is a predicted model, not a curated record. NCBI's taxonomy places the organism in Eukaryota, Fungi, Ascomycota, Saccharomycetes, Saccharomycetales, Saccharomycetaceae.